CUUGAGUGUCCUGAGAGGUCAGAUUGUUGUCAGAAAAAGUUCAUGUGAUCCAUAUGUAUUAACCACAGUAAUACUGCAUUUUUAAAGAAUCAUCUGAAGAAAGCACGUAACAAAACAACAUGGCCCAUGGACAUGGACAUGAACAUGGUCAUAGUAAAAUGGAACUUCCAGAUUAUAAACAAUGGACUAUAGAAGGGACACCAUUAGAAACUGUCCAGGAGAAGCUGGCUGCACGAGGGCUAAGGGAUCCAUGGGGCCGCAAUGAAGCUUGGAGAUACAUGGGUGGCUUUGCAAAUAAUGUUUCCUUUGUUGGUGCAUUAUUAAAAGGAUUCAAAUGGGAAAAAAAAAAAAAAAAAAGAUCUACCUCUUUCUUAUUAAUAGCUUUCUGCUAUCCAUUACAUGAUUCUGCCAAAAUGUAUUUAACUAUUCCUUUUUUAACAGACAUUACGGUUCUACUUUUCUACCAUUAA
Messenger RNA from Balaenoptera ricei (Rice's whale), 470 nucleotides. Its product is annotated as NADH dehydrogenase [ubiquinone] 1 beta subcomplex subunit 3-like. The coding region runs from base 120 to 470 and encodes 116 amino acids. Gene Ontology annotation, biological process: electron transport chain; mitochondrial respiratory chain complex I assembly. Gene Ontology annotation, cellular component: mitochondrion. The transcript has a single exon. The record is from RefSeq and is a predicted model, not a curated record. NCBI's taxonomy places the organism in Eukaryota, Metazoa, Chordata, Mammalia, Artiodactyla, Balaenopteridae.